This is a messenger RNA of Panthera uncia (snow leopard), 1809 nucleotides long. RefSeq names its product transmembrane protein 139 (gene TMEM139). The transcript has 2 exons. The coding region runs from base 16 to 732 and encodes 238 amino acids. Lineage: Eukaryota; Metazoa; Chordata; Mammalia; Carnivora; Felidae. The record is from RefSeq and is a predicted model, not a curated record.
CCAAAGUUGUCUGAUAUGGUUACUGCGGAAUCUGACCUGGCCGGGACGCCAGUUGCUAGUUUAGACACAAUACCUGUGUGUCUUUUUGCAGGAGCCUGGGGAGGGGCCAUGGUGCCAAGACAGUUUUGGGGGAGACUGGAGAAGCCGCUUCUCUUCCUGUGCUGCGCCUCCUUCCUCCUGGGGCUGGCUUUGCUGGGCAUACAGCCAGACAUCGCCCCUGUUGCUUAUUUCUUUCUCACCUUGGGUGGCUUCUUCUUGUUUGCCUGCCUCCUGGCCUGUAUUCUGGAAUGGGGGUUCCGAUCAAUGCAGACCGAGAAUUCGGGGGCCUCAAGCAAUGCACGCGACAACGAAGCCUUUGAGGUGCCAACCUAUGAAGAGGCUGUGGUGUUGGAAUCACAGUGCCGCCCCCAAGAGCUGGGUCAACCACCCCCCUACAGCAGUGUUGUAAUCCCCCCAGUACUUGAGGAAGGACAGCCUGGCCAUCCAGAAGGGCCCAAAAGAGCUAGACUGGAAAGGCGAGUAGGCUCAGAGGGAUCUAUGACCUCAGGAAACCCUGGAAGAGCUCCAAUCAGCCUUCGGCUUCGGGGACCCCGAGCUGUGUCCACUGCUCCUGAUCUGCAGAUCUUGGGGAUACCCCCCAAACUGGAGCCUCUUACCCCACCCCCUGACUAUGAUGUCAGCUUUGGUCAACCUGAUGAUGUUUUCUUUGAAAACAACCGGACACCCCCCUAAAAGACUAUGCCAGGAUAUAUCCUCUCUGCGCCAGACUCAUUCAUUCAUUUGACCAACAUUUCCCAGUGCCUGCCACGUAUCAGGAACUCUGUUUCCACGUGGGGAACUUAACACAGAGGGGAGUCAGGCUAUCCUAAGCCUCUCCCAGCUGAGAUGUACAUAGCACUGUUGGAGUCUUCGAGUAACAUUCAGUGACCUACCCCAUAUCCGAUAUUUCCAGAGUUAGACGAGUAUGAGAGGAGUGACCCAGAGAAUCUGGAGAAGGAAGAAAAGAAACAUCUGAGUGACAGCUAUGUUGCUUCUGUUCUGGGUGCUUCAUCUCUGUUAGCACAAGAAGACUUUCCCAGCCUUGUGAGGUAUUACUGCCCUCAUUUGAAAAAUAAGGAUCCCAAGGGUCAGAGGAGUUUGAUAAUUUGCACAGGGGCACACUGCUAGUAAAUAGCAUAAAAAUGUUUACUCUUCUGAUCCCAAAGCCUACUGUAUUUUCAAUACAAGGUCAUCCACAAAUCUCUCAAUCUCUAUCUUGAGCAACUGCUGGAGACAGGUGGGAGCCUUCCUAGGGACAGAGCGGUGGACCAGUUGUGUCUGCGGGCAGUGUGGGCUGAUUGUGACCAGGAGUGUGCCCUCUCUCCUAGAUGAGCAAAGCUAAUCAAAGCCGUGAUAGCCCCUGCUCCAGGUAAGGGGCAAUUUCUGCCCUGGGGCUAAAGAGCAGUCUCCAGGGCAGGGUCCCCACCCCAUUGGGAAACUGGAGUAAACUGCCCCGGGGGAGGGACUUCCGAUUUUAAGACGAGUGUACAAGGAUCAGAAAGGAUAAGACAGGGGCUUGCCAGGGGUGGCGGAGUACCUAAGGGUCACUCUUGAAUCACCUGCUAUGAAGCGCUGGAGCCACAUGCACGGUGUCUAACCGCUUAAGCCUCACCCCUGCACUCGGACCGCAGCAUUUUACCCCCACCCCCACCCCCGGGUCCUGCUCGCUAAGAUCCCAACAGAACACUAGAUUUUCUGGAAUCGUGCUUCGGCUGUAAUGUAGGUUUUAGCCACUGGGAGCUGCUCGGCCAUCGCUGACCCACCUUCCUC